Molecule: messenger RNA, 841 nt
Organism: Camellia sinensis
Lineage: Eukaryota; Viridiplantae; Streptophyta; Magnoliopsida; Ericales; Theaceae
Source: RefSeq, a predicted model, not a curated record
UCUCUCUCUCUGUCUCAUAACAGCAAUGGCACUCUUCUUCAAAGCCAUCUCAAGAUCCACCUCCAAAACCCUCCUCCAUCUCAGCCGCCGCUGCCUGUCCUCAACCGCAAGACCCAGAUGCAAACCCACCAUCUCCAAGACGGUCACAGCAGCGACAGCGGUGGCAAUCACCGCCAACAAGGGUGUUGAGGGCGGCGGCGCCACCAGUAGCAUAUCCGAGUCCUUGAUAGAGACACUACCCGGGUGGCGCGUGGAUGAUUUUCUCGAUUCCUCUUCUCCUCCCUCGUUCGGUAUCUAUAAGACUGUUGUUGAUGAAGUUAUGCCGUUUUGCUAUGCGGAUCUGGAGAGCAAUCUGGGUUCAUUUUCUUCCCCAAAUAAUGUAGGGAUUUGGGUUCCUCAAGCUCCACCGCCUCAAUAUCCUCAUCAAUACUCUUCUCCAAACACAUCUCUACUUUCGGAUAACAAACUCCCUGCCUCGUUCUCAUCUCUCUCUAUAUAUAUACAAUUAUAUAUAUAUAUAUGAUUAUAUGUAUAUGUGAGUAUGGUGUUUUUGAUUUGUGUCCAGAGAUAUCAGAGAAAGCAAAGCAGACACAAACCCAGCUCUCUUCUCUCUCUCUAGAUUUCUAGGCUACUCUCUCUCACACAAUACUCACCCACGGCACUCACAGCAGACACACAAGACACACACCCACGGGAUUGACAGACACACAUGUGAUGAAAACAUUUUUUUUUUCUUUUUAAAUCCACCCACUCCCUCUCUCUCUCUCUCCCUUUAAACCCUCUCUUUUCCUUUCUUUUUCUUUUACUAUUGCCAUCCACUACCUUUUGUUUUUCAAAUCAC